Messenger RNA from Galeopterus variegatus (Sunda flying lemur), 2595 nucleotides. RefSeq names its product MER proto-oncogene, tyrosine kinase (gene MERTK). Gene Ontology annotation, molecular function: protein binding; ATP binding; transmembrane receptor protein tyrosine kinase activity. Gene Ontology annotation, cellular component: signaling receptor complex. The annotation marks the transcript as partial. The record is from RefSeq and is a predicted model, not a curated record. Gene Ontology annotation, biological process: cell migration; cell surface receptor protein tyrosine kinase signaling pathway; positive regulation of kinase activity. NCBI's taxonomy places the organism in Eukaryota, Metazoa, Chordata, Mammalia, Dermoptera, Cynocephalidae. The transcript has 13 exons.
CAAUUCCCUCCCCACCAACUGAAGUCAGUGUCCACAGCAGUACUGCACACAGCAUUCUGGUCUCCUGGGUGCCAGGUUUUGAUGGAUACUCCUCAUUCAGGAAUUGCAGUGUUCAGGUCAAGGAAGUUGAUCCACUGAGUAAUGGCUCAGUCAUGAUUUUUAACACCUCUGCCUCACCACAUCUGUACCAAAUUGAGCAGCUGCAAGCCCUGGCUAAUUACAGCAUUGGCGUUUCCUGCAUGAAUGAAAUAGGCUGGUCUGCAGUGAGCCCUUGGAUUCUGGCCAGCACAACCGAAGGAGCCCCAUCAGUAGCGCCAUUAAAUGUCACUGUGUUUCUGAAUGAAUCUGGUGAUAAUGUGGACGUCAGAUGGAUGAAGCCUCCAAUUAAGCGGCAGGAUGGGGACCUGGUGGGCUACCGGAUAUCUCACAUGUGGCAGAGUACAGGGACUUCCAAAGAGCUCUCUGAAGAAGUCGGCCAGAAUGGCAGCCGUGCUCAGAUUUCUGUUCAAGUCCACAACGCCACGUGCACAGUGAGGAUUGCAGCUAUCACAAAAGGGGGAGUCGGGCCUUUCAGUGACCCAGUGCAAAUAUUUAUCCCCGCACACGGUGGGAUAGAUUAUGCCCCCUCGUCCACUCCGGCACCUGGCAACACGGAGCCUGUGCUUAUUAUUCUUGGCUGCUUCUGUGGAUUCAUUUUGAUUGGGUUGGUUUCAUAUAUCUCUCUGACCAUCAGAAAAAGAAUCCAGGAGACAAAGUUUGGGGCCUCGACAGUGCCUAGCACACACAGUAGACCCGUGAAAAAUAUUAGUUCUUUUCCUUCACUGAAACACAUGCAACUUGUUGGAGAAUUUGGGUCUGUAAUGGAAGGAAAUCUUAAGCAGCAAGAUGGAACCUCUCAGAAAGUGGCAGUGAAGACCAUGAAGUUGGACAACUUUUCCCAGCGAGAGAUCGAGGACUUUCUCAGUGAGGCAGCAUGCAUGAAAGACUUCAGCCACCCGAAUGUCAUCCGACUGCUAGGUGUAUGUAUAGAAAUGAGCUCUCAAGGCAUCCCGAAGCCUAUGGUGAUUUUACCCUUCAUGAAAUACGGGGAUCUGCAUACCUACUUACUUUAUUCUCGAUUGGAGACAGGACCAAAGCAUAUUCCUCUGCAGACACUGUUGAAGUUCAUGGUGGAUAUUGCCCUGGGAAUGGAGUAUCUGAGCCACAAGAAUUUUCUUCAUCGUGAUUUAGCUGCUCGAAACUGCAUGUUGCGAGAUGACAUGACUGUCUGUGUUGCGGACUUUGGCCUGUCUAAGAAGAUUUACAGUGGUGAUUACUACCGCCAAGGCCGCAUUGCUAAAAUGCCUGUGAAAUGGAUCGCCAUUGAGAGUCUUGCCGACCGAGUCUACACAAGUAAAAGUGACGUGUGGGCGUUCGGCGUGACCAUGUGGGAAAUAGCAACGCGGGGAAUGACUCCCUACCCUGGAGUGCAGAACCAUGAGAUGUAUGACUACCUUCUUCACGGCCACAGGCUGAAGCAGCCUGAGGACUGCCUGGAUGAAUUGUAUGAGAUAAUGUUCUCUUGCUGGAGAGCUGAUCCCUUGGAACGACCCACCUUUUCAGCAUUGAGGCUGCAUCUAGAAAAGCUCUUGGAAAGUUUGCCUGAUGUUCAGGACAAAGCAGAUGUCAUUUAUAUCAACACACAGUUGCUAGAGAGCUGUGAGGACUUGGCCGAGGGCCCUGCACUUGCUCGGCUGGACAUGAACAUUGAUCCCAACUCUAUAAUUGCUUCGUGCACCCCCAGCGCUGCCAUCAGCGUGGUCACAGCAGAAGUUCACGAGAACAAGCCUCUUGAAGAAAGGUAUAUCCUGAAUGGGGGCGGUGAGGAAUGGGACGACCUGGCGUCCCCCCUGUCUGCUACAAUCACUGCUGGGAAGGAUGGUGUUUUACCUGAGGACAGACUUGUAAGGAACGGGGUCUCCUGGUGCCAUUCCAGCACACUGCCCUUGGGUGGCCCAUCGCCAGAUGAACUUUUAUUUGCCGAUGACUCCUCAGAAAACUCAGAAAUCCUGAUGUGAGGAGAGCUGAGAGGAGACAUUCCAAACCCAAGUAAAUUCAUCUGUUUUAGGAGAAUCCAGUUAUGCCUAAUGUUUUAGGUAUUUGUUUUCCUUAUGCGGUAAACUCCAUGGCCCCAAAGCACCAAAUGAAUGUUGUCAAGUAAGUCAUCAUUAAAAAUGCAUAAUAUAUAUUUAUUUAAGGAGAAAAAAUAUAUGUAUGUAUAUGGUGGAAAAAGACAAAGAUAUUAUAUUUUAAUAAAAGAUGACUUAUUUCACUUACCUUGCAGAUCUUAACAUUUAAUCUGUAGCUGUUCCUUGAUGCUAACGUUUGUACAGAGUCAAAAGUUGUUUAUUACAGUUCUUUUUUUCCCCAUGACUAUUAAAUAUAAAAAUAUUUGUAAAAUGAAAUGCCGUAUUUAACUUGGCUUCUGGUCUUCACGAGAGAUUUUGAUAUUCCUACAUGAAUCAUGCAUUUGAUAAGAAUGAUUCAUUUAAUAUUUAAAGUUUUAUAACUGAUUAAUUUUCUGAUAUGACUUCCCAAUAAAAUAUGAAUGAGGAA